CUUUACCAAACGGUGCGAACAGAAGAGCUGAAGUGGCCUCGUCUAUCCCAUCCAUGGCGAGCUCGGUGCUUGCUCGGUCGGCGAACCCUUCGGCGAUCUUCUAUCCUCUAUCAUUGCGUUGCAGCAAUCUUCCAGCGGGACGUUCGGUUCUCAAAUGGAUGUCGGCGAGAGGCCUACAUGCCUCCUCUGCCAUUGCCUCCGUCAGCCGUCGAUCUAGGGCUCGGAAAUCGAUCCGCCUCCAAACACGCUGCUGCGCCGGCUCACCCGCCGUCGCCAGCGACAGAAAAUACGGAAAUAAACAAGUUAUCAGCGUCACAUCGAAGCUAUACGACUACCUACUGAUGCACACCAGAGAGCCGGAGAUUCUUCGGGAACUUAGAGAGGAGACCGCCACCAUGCGAGGUAGCCAGAUGCAGGUAUCUCCUGAUCAAGCGCAGCUUCUUGCAAUGCUUGCUCAGAUUCUUGGUGCAAAGAGAUGUAUUGAAGUUGGUGUUUAUACUGGGUACUCAUCAUUGGCUAUUGCUUUAGUUUUACCAGAAUCAGGCUGUAUAGUUGCUUGUGAAAGAGACAAAGCAUCCAUAGAAGUUGCAAAGAAGUAUUAUGAACGAGCUGGUGUUUUGCACAAGGUGGUCAUGAAACUUGGUCUCGCAGUAGAUGCUCUAAAAUCUAUGAUUCAAAGUGGGGAAACUUGCAGCUAUGACUUUGCAUUUGUCGAUGCUGAUAAGAGAAUGUAUCAGGAGUACUUUGAAUUGCUGCUGCAAUUGGUGAGGGUUGGGGGUCUUAUAGUCAUUGAUAAUGUGCUCUGGCAUGGCAAAGUUGCUGACCCGCUGGUAAAUGACUCAAAGACCAUCAGCAUUAGAAAUUUCAACAGAAGCAUUUUCGAGGACAAGCGCAUAAGCAUCAGUACGGUACCCAUUGGUGAUGGCAUGACAAUUUGUCGAAAACUAUGAUUUAAGAGCAGAGGAUUGGUGACAGAAGUUGAUGAAUCGUUGGAAAGGCCUUGGAAGUUGUUUGGGUUCCUAUGUUGGAUGCGUUGGAGGUUGAAGCCACAAGUCUUGGCCCAUUGGGCAGGUUGAGAACCGAACCGGUACACAAAGUCUCAUUUAAAAGUGUAGAUUUAACAUCUAUUUGAUAUAUUUUUUAAUUACUUUGACCACCAAGUGAAAAUUACUUAUGAUUAAUUGAUAGCUACUUUUUGCUUGUAGCACUUUGUAACUAACCUUGCCUUGAGACGAUUAAUCUCACUUUAUACUUU
Messenger RNA from Diospyros lotus (date-plum), 1255 nucleotides. RefSeq names its product probable caffeoyl-CoA O-methyltransferase At4g26220. Gene Ontology annotation, molecular function: S-adenosylmethionine-dependent methyltransferase activity; O-methyltransferase activity. The coding region runs from base 54 to 950 and encodes 298 amino acids. Lineage: Eukaryota; Viridiplantae; Streptophyta; Magnoliopsida; Ericales; Ebenaceae. The transcript is spliced from 10 exons. The record is from RefSeq and is a predicted model, not a curated record.